Messenger RNA from Malaclemys terrapin pileata, 3480 nucleotides. RefSeq names its product solute carrier family 5 member 11 (gene SLC5A11). The record is from RefSeq and is a predicted model, not a curated record. The transcript has 16 exons. Gene Ontology annotation, molecular function: D-glucose:sodium symporter activity. Bases 389 to 2419 code for a protein of 676 amino acids. Gene Ontology annotation, cellular component: plasma membrane. Gene Ontology annotation, biological process: transmembrane transport. Lineage: Eukaryota; Metazoa; Chordata; Testudines; Emydidae.
CAGCACCAGGCAAUAAGAGCCUCUUUGUCAGAGGAGCUGAGCACUGGGCCAGAGCACACGCUCCGGGGCCUUUUGGGUGAGACAGCCCACCUCUCCCGCUGGGGGCGUCGGUUUUUCCCCACACCCAGGCGGCAUCGUACGGUGCCCCAUUUUGGGCACAAGAGGCCAAAGGCUCCAGCCUGCGUGUGACGAGGGAGCGAGGAGCAGCAAAGGCUGGAUCUGGCCAUCCUGGAAAGGACCGCCCUGCAGUCCAGCUUCCUGACCCAUUCGAAGGGCGCAGAGCGAGCCCCGAAGAAGGGACGCUCUGUCCCCAUUCAGAGAACCAGCUGCAGGGAAAGGAAAGAUAAAUGCAUCAAGAAAGAGAGGAACUGAAACCGUAUGAGAUGCAAUGGAGACCCCUGGUAGCACUCCACCUUCUGUCACUACCAACUGGAACACAUUUCCCCAACAGAACUUGGAGGCUGUGGACAUUGUUGUUCUUGUUCUGUACUUUGUAUUCGUCCUGGCGGUUGGAUUGUGGUCCAUGUGGAAGACAAAACGAAGCACGGUGAAGGGUUAUUUCCUGGCUGGAGGAAAGAUGGUUUGGUGGCCUGUGGGUGCGUCCCUGUUUGCUAGUAAUGUUGGGAGUGGGCAUUUCAUAGGCCUGGCUGGAUCAGGGGCAGCGUCGGGAAUCGCUGCUACGGCGUAUGAGUGGAACGGAAUGUUUUGUGUUUUGGUGCUGGCCUGGCUAUUUCUUCCUAUUUACAUAGCAGCUGGGGUUACAACCAUGCCUGAGUACUUACAGAAACGCUUUGGUGGCAAAAGAAUACAGAUCUUCCUGGCAAUUCUCUAUUUGUUUAUCUAUAUAUUCACCAAAAUAUCAGUUGAUAUGUAUGCUGGGGCCCUGUUCAUUCAGCAAGCCUUACGCUGGGACCUCUACGUUGCUGUCAUAGGUCUGCUGGCAAUCACUGCUGUUUACACUGUUGCAGGUGGCCUGGCAGCUGUGAUCUACACAGACACUCUGCAGACUGUCAUCAUGCUGGCUGGGGGAUUAACUCUUAUGGGGUUCAGCUUUGUUAAAAUUGGUGGGCUUGAAAGUUUGCAGGCCAAAUACUUUAAAGCCAUUGCUAGUAGCCACAAAGGAAACAGUAGCUGUGGCUUACCAAGAGAAGAUGCCUUCCACAUUUUCCGAGACCCUGUCACCUCUGACCUUCCCUGGCCAGGAGUUCUGAUUGGAAUGACCAUCCCAUCUCUGUGGUACUGGUGUACAGAUCAGGUCAUUGUUCAAAGGUCCCUUGCAGCUAAAAACCUCUGUCAUGCCAAAGGAGGUUCGUUGUUGGCCUCCUAUCUGAAAAUUUUGCCUCUCUUCAUGAUGGUGAUGCCAGGCAUGAUCAGCCGGGUUCUCUUCCCAGAUCUGGUGGCUUGUGCAGACCCAGAAAUCUGUCGGAAAAUCUGUGGCAACCCAUCUGGCUGUUCUGAUAUUGCUUACCCCAAACUGGUCAUAGAACUGCUGCCUCUAGGGCUCAGGGGCCUCAUGAUGUCAGUGAUGAUUUCAGCACUUAUGUCCUCCCUGACUUCCAUCUUUAACAGCUCCAGCACCAUAUUCACCAUGGAUCUCUGGCGGCACUUCCGGCCCCGUUCUUCUGAGUGGGAACUUAUGCUUGUCGGCAGGGUGUUUGUGCUGCUGCUCGUGGUGGUGUCUAUUCUGUGGAUCCCACUGGUUCAGGCCAGCCAAGGGGGGCAGCUAUUCAUUUAUAUCCAGACAAUCAGCUCCUACCUACAGCCCCCGGUGGCCAUGGUUUUCAUCCUGGGCUGUUUCUGGAAGAGAACAAAUGAAAAGGGUGCGUUCUGGGGCCUGCUGACUGGCAUGCUGCUGGGCUUCAUCCGGCUGGUGCUGGACUUUAUCUACCUGCAGCCCCAAUGCGGGGAGCCAGACCGCCGGCCGGCCGUGGUGAGAUAUGUGCACUACCUGUACUUCUCCAUGAUCCUCAGUGUCAUCACGACAGUCACUGUGGUGGUCGUGAGCCUGCUCACAGAACCUCCCUCGGAAGAAAUGAUCAGUCAUCUCACCUGGUUCACACGCUGGGAUCGACCAGCCAAGAAACACCCAGCAGUCAGUACUUCUCCUGAUACUGGAAGUGGCGUAUGUAAGUCUGAGUGUCCGCCUGCCCAGCUCGAUAUUAGCGUUGUUCCUGAAAAUAUUUCCAAUGACAAUAGAAGCGUGACUGGUACUCAGAAAGGGUCUAAACUGAUGAGAGUCGUCUUGUGGCUCUGUGGGAUGGAGAGCAAACAAGACCGUGCUCCUGAGAACACAGCUCCUACCAGCCCUGAACGUGCUGUGGCUUCAUUGGAUGAGCAGCCUUUGGUGAAACACAUUCUGAACAUCAACUUGAUACUAUGCAUAUGUGCCGGCAUCUUCCUCUGGGGCUACUUUGCAUAGCAGCUUGCCAGAUGAUUCAAGGGACACCGUCAGCUAAUCUUAGGCCCCCCAAUUAAGAUUGGUGUAAAUAAUAAUAAUAUAAUCAAUGAUGGUUCAGUGCGAUUUGUAAUCCAUUCUUACAUUUCAUAGGAAAAAAACGUGAGUAUUUUAGUUACACUUAACGAAGGGCUCGCUCCUGAGCUUCUCUACCUUCGGCUCACACCAGUGAGAUCAGGCCCCAGGCAGCGAUAGGCUAUCCAUGUGUAAGGGGUGGGGGGAGGUUUGGAAGGCAGAAGGAGUUUGUUUGGUUAUGUUUCACAUCUUGAUAGUUUUGCACUUAAGCACUAGGGACUCAGGAUAUCUGCCUGACCUGUGUAAAGCACUUAAUUUCUCUGUGCCUUAACUCUCCCAUCUGUAGGAAUGGGUAAUAAUCCUUCCCCACCUCCAAGCGGUGCCAUGAGGAUCAAUAUUUAUGUUUGCAAGGUACAUAGAUACUGUAGUGAUGGGGACUGUAUAGGCAUAUAGAGAUACUAUAUCCAUUAAGGAAAACAAAACAUUACACCAAAAUGUAUGUACAUGGAUGAAUGUGUGUGUGCCUAUGUUGUACAGCUCAUAGGCUCCAUUGGCUUUUCUGUACUACAGUUGGCACUAAAAUUAAUAUAGAUUUUUUUAAAAUUGUUUGCAUACAUUUUAAAAAAGUCAAUGAGUUUCUUAGCAUGGGAAGUUAAAUCUUCUGCAGGGCUGUAAAUCCAAACACAACGCUGAGGGUAGUGUAUGUGGACUAGAAAAUGAAACUGACAAUUUCACUGUCAAAUGUGAGCGUAUGGCUCACAAAGUAAAACAGCAUCGGUGUUGAAGAGUAUAUGAGGCUGCUUAAAUCUUUUCAGAUAAUGUUGGGAUUGUUGGUAACGCAUACAGAGAGAUUAUCAUAUGUGUAUAGAAGAUUUUGACAGUCUCUCUUUAGGUUUCUUUUUAAAUAAAUUAGGUAUUAUUACAACCAGAGUAUUUUAUGAGCAAUGUAAUGUACUGUCCUUUUAAAAAUCCCUUGCCAGUGUUAAUAAAAACGUAUUUAUUAUUCUCAA